AUGGAUUAUAGCUUGGUACGUGAAGAUAUGGUCCUACCGGAAGUAGAAACCACACCGCUGCUGCAGAUUCGUUUUCUACCCCAAGCGUCGGACGAGCUAAUUCACCUGGUCCAAUCUCGUUUAGCGGAAAACGGCAUUGUCGUCUUGUCGAGUCACAAACUCAUGGGAAAAUCCACGAUUUUGAGAAUAACGGCCAAGAUGGAAACGUUGGAGAUACAGGCUGAAAAGAUUCACCUGAUGAAGGAAACGGUUGGCAGUCGUCGCCGGGUCGUCGAUUACUUUCGCCGAGAGCACCGCAGUCGGUUUUGCGAUCUCACCAAACCGCCCCAACGUGAUGCACAAGGUUUGUUUACGGCUGCUGAGUAUGCACUGUUAAUAAGGCAUUUGUUGGAUCGCGUUCAUGUAUUGAAAACAGGGCAAGUUUCAUCUCCCUUGUCCCAAUUGUUUGACACUAAUUAUCGCGUAAAAUAUUUGGUGGACUUUGACGACUCAAAAGAGGCUUCGAGAGGGAGCUUGGCAUUUUUAACGGCUUCGCUCCGCCGCAAACUUCACGAACAUGGAAUUCAGAGUGCCUGUCUUAUGCAUGUUCUGAUCACGUACAAUUUGGUCGAUGCGGUUGUUCCAGUGCCGGUUCCUGCCGUAAAUCGUGAAAUUUUUCGAAAAACGUGGUGGCCCUGGUCUCGUUUGGAUCUACCUAUUGAAUUAAUCCAAGACUACUACGGUUGGGAAAUUGGUUUCUAUUUUGCCUGGAUGGAAUUUUUGACUCGCUGGUUAUUCUUCCCUGGUAUCCUCGGUCUGCUGGUAUAUAUCAUUCGCUGUUACCGGGGAGAUACCAUUGACACGGAUGAAUACACUCCUUUUUACGGUCUCGUCACCUUUCUCUGGGCCGUAUUGUUUUUAAGAUUUUGGGAACGCCACGAACACAGGCUCGCCUAUCAGUGGGGUACUUUCUCGCUGUCGCAAUACGAGCGUCAGAAGUUCUUUGCCGUCCGGCCGGAGUUUCGGGGCUACCUACGGAAGUCCCCCGUAACGGGGGAAGUUGAGACAUAUUAUGAGCCGUUACAAAGAAGAAUCAAGUAUAUUGGAAGUGCGCUUGUAACUUCGGUUAUGCUGGCGGUUGCCUUUUCUGUCAUGAUAUUGUCUCUCAAUUUACAAGGCUACAUUCGCCCGAAGUCAAACCCCACUCGUUGGACCAAAAACAGUCCACAUCCUUUCUUCAUUGCUGAUUUGGCAUUCGUGUCCGAACCGGGCCAAGUCUUCGACGCCUUGUCUCUACGCGGCUAUAUUCCGGUAGUCGGGCACGUGAUAUGUAUUUUCUCUUUGAACUUGCUGUACCGUCGAAUAGCCGAACGAUUGACAAGCUGGGAAAACCACGAAACGGAGAGUAGUCACCGUAACUCACUCAUUCUCAAGCGAUUCCUGUUUGAGGCCUUCGACUGCUACGUCGCACUCUUCUAUUUGGCGUUCUAUGAGCGGGACGUUGAGCGCCUCCGUCUAGAGCUGAUUGCUGUUUUCCAGAUUGAUACAAUCCGGCGCGUUUUGCUAGAGUGCGUUAUCCCCAUACUGAUCCAGCGAUUCAAUGCGGCGCAUCACUUGAAACGAAAGCUGAAUCCUAUGCAGUCCCUCCUGGUGAUUCCCACCCACGACAUAUUAAUGGACGAACUCGAUAAGGAUACCUACGAUCAGUUUGAUGAUUAUAUGGAGAUUGUAAUUCAGCUCGGAUACGUCACCUUGUUUGCGUCAGCCUAUCCGUUGGCAUCCUUAAUUAGCAUCGCAGCUAAUUGGGUGGAGAUUCGUUCCGAUUGUUUCAAGCUAACCCAGGGUUGUCAACGACCAGCUGUCUUUCGAUCUUCUGGUUCGGGUAUGUGGAAAACCUUGGCAUCUUGUAUCAUUUGGACGAGCGCCUUGACGAAUUGUCUCAUCGCGGGUUUCACAUCUGACCAGUUGGUGCACUACCUGCCUUCAUUUUACGUUCAUGUGCAGGAGGGCUAUACAGAUAUGGGUCACGAAAAGGGUUGGUUGCUUGUGUUUUUGAUUUUUGGACUCGAGCGGAUCCUGGUUUUAACCGGCUUGCUCGUGUAUGCGAUUGUGCCAGCCGUACCAGAAGAUGUAGUCGAUGAGCUAGAGCGGCGUCAGUACAUUCGAUCGCAGCAGGAAGCGUGGGAGCAUUCACCCGAGAACAAAAAGAACGACUAAGAAAUUUGAAGUAAUCUUUUUAUUCUCUUAAACAACGAGAUCGAUUGGCUGUGAAUUGCACGUUUGAUAAUAUAUUAGAGCGGGCGGAGGUGUCUAAAGUUUACCAGGAAUCCGUAUCGCCGUAGUUGAUGACGAUGCAGUGUCUUCUGCAGUCGUUGAUACUGCUCCUACCGCAGGUUGUUGUACUAGCCCGUACAAGAGCACGGAACCAGCUUCUCCCCGUUCAAUAGCAAUGGAUCCGACAGCCAACGUGAAAUUACUGGCCAUGGCAAUUGCGACACCGAAAUCGUCACCAGGCCUUUCUCCGGUCCAAGAUACAGAAUGCACUUGCCAUAAUGAAGAAACAUCAGUGGUGUUUAUUGUGCUGGUGCUGGGUGGGUAUCGGUACAAGCGAACCUCCCCAACUUUGCUGUUGGCACCGGGAACUCCCACUGCCAACAAACCUUGACUUAAAGACACAGCAGAACCAGCUUCAUCGUUGGCCGUGGGCGUUUCCUGGACAAUAGGAUCACCUAAAGCGUUCCAACCAUUGGAGGCUUGGUUAUACUCGUACACUACCGUCAUGCCAGCAUUACGUUGACCGUUGACGGUCUUCCACGGAAUGCCCACGGCAACACGGAACGUCGCUGUAUCUCCGCCGAUGUCUCCGACGGUGGUAAGGGCGAUGGAAGCGCCGUAGCGAUUGUCGGAAGAAGAGGGUACAAAAUCGCUGUUGACCAUGUCGAGGGGGCCGCCAAGUACUGUCCAGGUUUGCGUGGAGGUGUCCCAUUGCCAGGCCCGGACAUAGCCAGUGCUACCGGUGUUCCGAGGGGCACUAGCAAUCACUACGCUUCCAUCCGGCGAAAGAUCAACAGCAGAGCCCAACCAAUCCAGAUCUCCUGUCCCGGUCAAAGGCGCACCGCUUCCCAUCAUUUGCCAUACAUUGCCGGACGGGCUGUAUUCGUACACCCCGACGUGUCCGGCGAACCGAAAUUCCGGUGUAGAAAAGUAAGGUGCACCAAUUGCCACACGAAGACCGUUUUGCGACAAAGCUACACCCACACCAGCGUAAGACAUGGAAGAGAGUCCUAUGAUGCGGUUUCCCCUUCGCGCGUACUGGCCCGUCGCUUCGUUAUAAAGGUAUAUUUGGAUACCGCCUGCUUGCUCGCCACCCGAGUCGUCGUUCGGUUCCGAAACAGCCAAAAUGGAUCCAUCCGCAUUGAGCGCCACGGCUGAACCCAGGGCAUCCUGGGCCGCGUCUCCCCGAAGAGCGCUACCUCUUGGUAUCCACUGGUCCUGAACUCGUUGGUAUACCUGUACAAAUCCAGCACGAGCCAACACGCCGGCCGCACUGUCACUGUUGGCCACGUCCGGAGCGCCAACAGCCACAACUUUACCGUCACGCGACAAAGCCAAUGCUUGUCCAAACAUACCGUUCGGUGCCGGACCCGUCAGUCUACCCAAGGGUGACAAUUGCAAAUUUUCUAAAGCUUGCGUAGGCGUUGCGGUGGGAGCAGACGUCGUGGAAAGCGCGGAGGGUGCGAUGGAGGGCUGUGCCGUAGACGAGACAGUCGUGGGACGAACAGUCGGCCUGUUGGUUGGGGCGCCAGUAUCCGACGCUGCUGUAGGAGUAUCGUCUGUACCGGCAGCAACGUCGAUCACAGAAGGGGCUUGGGUCCCUCGCACGUACCGAGUUGGCGCUGCGGUGGUGCCAGCCGCCAACGCAAUCGCUGGAGACGCCGUGGGUUCCGUUGUCUGUAUAUUGGACCAAGAGUCGCCACUAAGAUUCGUUUGCGACGCAUCAUCUCCCGGGUCAUUACUGUUUCUGGUGAAUCCCGUCGUGACCGAAACAAUCAUGGUCGCGAUGGCCAGGAGGAGUAUCAAGAGCAAGGCGUACGCUAACUUUCCUUGUUUAGAGCGAAGGUUGAAGAAACCGUAACAGCACGCGUAUGAGUUGGUGCUCUGUCGGUGCGACGUCCCGAAGCCUUCGGCCGCGCUGUCGUCGCUCCCGCGGGCAGUGGGGCUAACUUCGUGAAUUGAGCCCAAUGCACCGAAAUUGUAGUUGGAAGUGGCCUCGUCGCUGUCGUAAAUGGUAGCGUGAUAGGGUGGAUGUGGGUGCGAUCGCAUUUUGCGACUAUUGUUGCUAAUGACGGGAGUAUGCUCGGAAGCGGCGUUGGAAACCGUGGAAGCCCCAUCGUCUAGAGUCGGUAAAGUGUCGUUGUCGUCGUCGGUGUCAUCGCCAUUGCAGGGUGCCGAUUCGACUUCGAAAGACAGUUUGUGCGUAUCGGGUAUGACGGCUUGGGCCGCCGCAUCCCCGUAGGCAUCGACAUCCACGGGUCCCGUGAUGCCACCAUCCGCCUCAGAGCUGUUGAGGACAGCGUUAAUGAUAAACUGCUCGUGUGGACUGGUGCCAACGUCGGCGGUAUGGUCGUACUCGGGACUGUGUAUACCGACAUCUCGUUCGUAGGGUAUCCGCUCGCGACCUUCCUGCCCGUGACGCUGUUGUUGCUGACGAUAGCGAGCCAGCCACCAAGCGGAGGCGAUUCGUUCGUGUUGUUGCGAUUGCCGCGGUGACGUGGAGAAGUGUGCUGUUGGUAUCGGUCAUGCUGCGGAUGCGGCUAGUCGGCGAAGCGUUACCCGUGUCCGCGGACGACUCCACGCUGGUGUUUCCGUGCGGAGCGUGUCGGUCACCAUCCCUUUCGUCGUCGUCGUCUCCGCUACUGCCGCUCUCCACGCGCUGUCGGUAGAGAUCUCCGGGAUGACCUCCGGUGCGGAAGAAGGGAUUGGACGGUGUAAAGGAGGAAGUGGUGGUGUUGGCGGCGGCGGCGGUUGUUGGAGGCGUCGCGGUAGCCAGAGGAAGAGGUGCAGGAGUCGUAUCCGCGGUCGCGGCAACUCCGCGAUCUUCCUGUGGACGGGCACGGCGCGAACGCAGGAUCGAGGGACGGCGAGGUGGUGCCAUGGUGCCAAAAUGUUGCAAUGGGAUACAGCAA
Phaeodactylum tricornutum CCAP 1055/1 is the source of this 5165-nucleotide messenger RNA. RefSeq lists its product with no specific name. The transcript has 2 exons. Gene Ontology annotation, molecular function: chloride channel activity. Bases 1 to 2196 code for a protein of 731 amino acids. Gene Ontology annotation, biological process: chloride transmembrane transport. Lineage: Eukaryota; Bacillariophyta; Bacillariophyceae; Surirellales; Neidiaceae. The record is from RefSeq and is a predicted model, not a curated record.